CCCGCGCGCCGCCGUUACCGCCCGGGAAGGAGGAGGCGGCGCCGCCAUCAUGAGCUACGGUUAUGGGGACUGGAAUUCGGGCACGAGCAGAGGUUACGAGGGCUACAACUACGGCUACGGCUACGGGCAGGACAGCUCGGGAGCAGGGUAUGGAUACGGAGUGGCCGCCGGCAAUUCCUGGGAAAUGGGCAGCUCGGACGCCGAGCCGGCCCCCGAGGGCGGCGACGGGCCCGGCAAGAUGGGCCACCAGCGGCUGGACGGGGGAUCCCACCCCGAGCCCGAGGGCGCACCGGGCGGGCGCUUCGGAGCCGCGGGGGACAGGUACGACCCGUACGAGUCGUACGACUCGAGGUCCUCGGUGAACGACCGCGACUUGUACCGGCCUGGCUACGACUACAACGACUACAACGACUACAAUGAUUACAACGAUUACAAUGAUUAUAAUGAUUAUAACGAUUACAAUGAUUAUAACGAUUACAACGAUUACAAUGACUACAACGAUUACAACGACUACAACGACUACCCCGACUACCCCGAGUCAGAGCAGGACAACGACGCGUCCUACGAGGGUCCCUACGACGCCUUCUACGGCCCCCGGCGGGAGCAGUUCCAGGGCCGGGCCCGGGACGGCUUCGGGCAGCGGGGCCAGGGCUGGGGCCGGGACGGGCGGCCCCCCAGACCCUCGGGAGCCUCCCCCUACCCCGGGAGGGGCUCCUGGCCCGAGCCCCGCGGGCCCCCCGGCUCCAAACGCCUCCCGUCCCUCUUCUCCCACAACAUCCUGCCCGAGCCCGGCGGCUUCCCCGGCCACAGGGGCUUCCCCGGAGGGCGCUGCCCGGGAGGGAUGGCCCGGCAGAGGGUCCGGAGGAACUGGAAGAUGUGGGACUGGGAUUUCAAGCUGCAGAGGAGGAGGCUGCGCCGGGAGGCUCCGGGCAGGAAGCGGAAGCAGCCGAGCGGUUCGGACGAGCCCGACAGCAAAGCGGCCAAGACGGACGGGUCCGACAACUCCGACUCGGACAACGAGGAGGGGACGGAAGGAGAGUCGGGGGACAAGGAGGAGAAGGAGGGAUCCAGAGGGGAAGGGGAAGAUGAAGAAGGAAGAGACUCAGAGAAAGGAGGUCUGAGCAUCCAGGAGGAAAUCAGCCAGAUCAAACAGAAACUCCAGGCGGGGAAAAAAACCCAGGACCGGCAAAAGAAGCGGCACCGGGAUCGGAUGGUGGAGAGGAUCCAGUUCGUGUGCUCCCUGUGCAAGUACCGGACGUUCUACGAUGAUGAGAUGUCCUCCCACCUGGAGAGCAGAUUCCACAGGGAGCACUUCAAGUUCGUGGGAACCAAACUGCCCCAGCAGACGGCGGAGUUCCUGCAGGAAUACGUGGCCAACAAAACCAGGAAAACGGAGGAGCGUCGGAAGGGGAUCAAGGACAUCAACGCGGUGAUCCAGCAGAUCUACAGGGACCAGGAUCUCACCCAGGAGGUGGGCAUGGAGCACUUCCUGAAGAAGGUGGAGGCCGCUCACUGCGCCGCCUGUGACCUGUUCAUCCCCAUGCAGUUUGGGAGCAUCCAGAAGCACCUCAAAUCCCUGGAUCACAACCACAACCGCAGGGCCAUGAUGGAGCAAUCCAAGAAAUCCUCUCUGGUGGUGGCCCGGAGCAUCCUCAACAACAAACUCAUCAGCAAGAAGCUGGAGCGGUACCUGAAGGGUGAGAAUCCCUUCACGGAUGAUCCGGAGGAAAAGGAGGAGCACGAGGAAGGGGAAGGGGGAGCCGGCGGGAACGCGGAGGAGGGAGCGGCGGAAGGAGCGGAGGAGAACAAGGACGAGGAGGGAAACCCCGAGGAGGAGGAGGAGGAGGAGAACCCGGAGGGGGAAAACCCCGAGGAGGAGAACAAGGAUCCCGAGGAGAAUCCCAAAAAAGAAGGGGAGGGAGAGGAAACGGGGCCAGAGACAGAGCGGGAGCCCCGGGCACAGACAGAGCCGGACAACGUGGAGCUGAACUCCCCGGAUCCGGAGGAGCCCAUCCCUGGGGAAGAGCAGCAGGAGCAGGAGGAGGAGCAGGAGGAGCAGGAGGAGGGAAUCCAGGAAGCCCCUGCGGCCCCAGAGGACGAGGCCGUGGAAUGACCCCGCGGGGGAAGGACCCGACGUGCGUGUUGGAUGCUCCGGAACCCGCCGUGUCCGUGGAUGUUUCCCCUUCUCGUCCCGCCCGACCCGCGGGGCCGGGGGAGCCUUUUUUCCCUGGAAAGUGAUAUUAAUUAUUAUUAUUAAUUAUUAUUUUGGGGGUUUUUUUUGGGGGGGAACUAGAGGAUUUUUUUGUACCGAAUCUCCACGUUUAGUCGCUAGUUUCGUGCGGUCUCUGUUCGUAGGUGGCUUUGUAGGAGAUUUUUCCUUUGGAGCAUGUGUGGAAGCCGGAGCCGCUCCGGAGCCUCCUCCCCUGGUGAUGGCUUCGUGUCCGUGUCCAGCAGAGCUGUCCCCUCGGCCUGGCCGGCUGGGAACAUCCACGUUUCCCUUCCAGGGGGGUUUUCCGUGGCUUCCUGUGCCUGUGGACGGCCCCGUUCCCGAUGUUUUCCCGGCCCUCCUCCCGCGGAGCGAAGCGUUCGGUGGUUGUUGACGUCGUGUUGUUUGUAAAACGGUUCCGUUUCCCCAGGUCGAUGUGUCGGUGGGUGGAGAUAAAAAAAGGACUUAUCCCGAGUUUA
Messenger RNA from Myiozetetes cayanensis, 2685 nucleotides. RefSeq names its product A-kinase anchoring protein 8 like (gene AKAP8L). Gene Ontology annotation, molecular function: DNA binding; protein kinase A regulatory subunit binding. The transcript is spliced from 13 exons. The coding region runs from base 50 to 2113 and encodes 687 amino acids. Lineage: Eukaryota; Metazoa; Chordata; Aves; Passeriformes; Tyrannidae. The record is from RefSeq and is a predicted model, not a curated record. Gene Ontology annotation, cellular component: nucleus; nuclear matrix.